AAAUCUUUUAAUGUUUCUUGUCACGGAAGAUAAACUUUUAUUCUUGGUCAAUUGUAUAGCGUUGCGUAGGUAUUCAAAUACCUAACUAGACAACUUUUGAGAUUUUUUUAUUACCGUAUGGAGGCAUGUAAAGGAAAAACAAGCUAAAUCCAUCUAAAUUUUGUAAGGCACGAAACGGCAAAUCUGUACCAUUUUGUAAGCUGGGUUGACUCAAAUAGGCUUUCGUUUUCUUGAGUGUAUUACUACUUCGAUAUGCGUUUCUGAAGCCGGGAGGAUUAUUUCAACUUUUUUAUUGAUUAAUUUUGGUUGUAUGUUUGGAGUUGCAACUGAUAAAUCGAAGUCGAGGAGGAGCUCGAAAAUGGCAGGAGCGAGAGUGCUCCUUAUACUUUUCAUCUUCCCUCCCUUGCUUAUUGUACAAGGUCAUUUUAGUUUCCACUUCAGCCAAUUCAAUGCAUCGACCCUUGAAUUGUUUGGAGAUGCUUCACUGCAGUCCAAAGCCAUCUCUCUUACUCAUCAAUCCCAGUUCAGUAUCGGCCGUGCUUUUUAUCGACAACCUGUGCGUAUGAAAGAUAGUGGUCUGAAUUCUACUUUCUCCUUUAGCACAACUUUUGUGUUUAGCAUUGCCCCCUCUUCAGUAUCAGUAAGCGGUCAUGGAAUGGCGUUUAUAAUGACGCCUCACAGAUCUCCAAAGGGAUUUUUAAGAGCUGCGUUCCUUGGCUUGAUUAGCAAUCUCUCGAGCUUGGGAGAGGCCUCUAAUCAUCUGUUUGCAGUCGAGUUCGACACAAUAAAGAGCACGGAAUUUAACGACAUCAACGACAAUCACGUUGGUGUGGAUCUCAACGAUCUCAUAUCUGUAGACUCCAAGGCUGCGGGCUACUGGAUUGAUAACAGCAAGUUCCAAAAUGUGGAUCUCAAAAAAGGGCAGAAUAUUCAAGCUUGGAUUGAUUAUGACAAUCUCCAAAGCGAGCUCAAAGUCACCAUUGCGGAGGCUGGUCUUGAUCGCCCACAAAAGCCUCUGAUAUAUAUGAAAAAUAUAUCCCUGUCCAACAUUCUACAAGAUGAAAUCUACGUUGGUUUCUCAGCAGCUACGGGAGCCCUUUUCGAAGAGAAUUGCAUCCUGGCCUGGAGCUUUGCUACAAACGGAUCUACCCCGUACCUGAAUGCAUCUAAUCUCCCAUCCUUUCUACACAGAAAAUCGAAGACCUCAAACUCCAAACGGAUAGCUAGCAUUAGCACAGUUUGCGUGGUUCUGCUCGUGCUAGCGGUGGUAGCAUUACUUGUUCGGUUGAAAAGAAACCAGUAUAGAGAUAUCAUUGAAGAAUGGGAGGAGGAGUAUUGGCCUCACAGGUUCAACUACAAAGACUUACAUAUUGCUACCAAGGGCUUCGGAGACGAAGAACUUAUAGGGUCCGGAGGCUUCGGCCGAGUCUACAGAGGAGUACUUCCCACAAAUGGCCUCCAAGUAGCGGUGAAAUGUAUUCUUAGAGAAACCUAUGAUGGGGUGAAAGAAUUCAUAGCAGAGAUCUCCAGUCUCGGUCGCCUUCAACACCGAAAUCUUGUGCAAAUCAGAGGGUUCAGCAGGCUGGGCAAAAAGCUAUUCAUAGUUUAUGACCACAUGCCAAAUGGGAGCCUGGACAAGAUGAUAUUUGGAAACCCAAAGAUUGUGUUAGGAUGGAAUCAAAGGUACAAAAUCGUCAGAGAUGUUUCUGCGGGGCUGCUGUAUCUACAUGAAGAGUGGGAGCAACGUGUAGUGCACAGAGACAUCAAGUCCAGCAACGUUUUGCUGGACUCGGAUCUCAAUGGAAAGCUAGGAGAUUUUGGGCUUGCCCGUCUGUACGAGCAUAACGAAAAAUCGCAGACCACUCGAGUGGUUGGAACGCUGGGGUACAUCGCACCGGAGCUCAUACACACAGGAAAGGCCAGCCCAGCCACAGAUGUUUUCAGCUUCGGUAUCUUUCUGUUGGAGGUUGCAUGUGGAAGGAGACCUGUUGAUCUCUCUCUGCAGCCUGCUCAAAUAGUCAUGGUGGACUGGUUGAGGGAGCUCCAUGCCACAGGCACUCUCAUGGAUGCAGCCGACCCGAAGCUUGGUGGACAAUAUGUUGAAGCAGAGAUGGAGAGAGUGCUUAAACUGGGGCUGCUCUGUUCUUAUCCUCAGCCAGAACGCAGGCUUGGCAUGAGACAUGUUUUGCAAAUACUUGAAGAAGAAUCUUCAAUACCAAAUUUUGAUGAUCUGUUUAAUUUUGAGAGUAGAAACAGCAGUACUUAGAGGUCUCCUCCAUAUUUGAGCCACAGCACAGAUGCUUCCACUUCCGUGUCUUUGGACAGACAACAGACUCUGAACAACUAGGUCAAACGUCAACUGAUCAGAAGAAAAAAAUUUGAAAUAGUUGAUGGCUUUUUUGAAGGCCUUUCAGGCAUUUUUCGUUCUUGAAAGUGGCGUUCUUUCAGAUUUUGGCCUACAACUCUUAUUUCGAAUCCUGUGCAGAAAGUUAUGCCCAAUUAAAGUUAGGACAAAUUUUAUAUAAUUUUUUUGAAAAAUUACAUAGUUUAGAUUUUAUUAUGUAAAUAAACUUGAUAUGACUGUUGGUUUUCUAUUCUCAAGGAGUUGUUGGUGACCCUUG
Molecule: messenger RNA, 2621 nt
Organism: Cryptomeria japonica (Japanese cedar)
Lineage: Eukaryota; Viridiplantae; Streptophyta; Pinopsida; Cupressales; Cupressaceae
Product: L-type lectin-domain containing receptor kinase SIT2-like
Exons: 1
Coding region: 311-2266 (651 amino acids)
Biological process (GO): protein phosphorylation
Cellular component (GO): plasma membrane
Molecular function (GO): ATP binding; protein kinase activity; carbohydrate binding
Source: RefSeq, a predicted model, not a curated record